Molecule: messenger RNA, 465 nt
Organism: Cryptosporidium muris RN66
Lineage: Eukaryota; Apicomplexa; Conoidasida; Eucoccidiorida; Cryptosporidiidae
Product: D-tyrosyl-tRNA deacylase family protein
Exons: 1
Coding region: 1-465 (154 amino acids)
Biological process (GO): tRNA metabolic process
Cellular component (GO): cytoplasm
Molecular function (GO): D-tyrosyl-tRNA(Tyr) deacylase activity
Source: RefSeq, a predicted model, not a curated record
AUGAAAGUAGUAAUACAAAAGGUUUCUAAAGCAUCUGUUUUAGUAGAUAAUAAAAUUAUAAGCUGUAUAGGACCAGGAAUUGUGAUUUUACUUGGUAUAGGGGUUAAGGAUACAUUAGGGGACGCAGAUUAUUAUAUUAGGAAAUGUCUAAAUAUACGUUUAUGGCCAGAUCUGGAAGAUAAUCAAAAAAUGUGGAAAUAUAGUGUUAUAGAUAAGAAUUAUGAAGUUUUAUUAGUAUCCCAAUUUACUUUAUAUGGGAAUAUUAAAAAAGGUUCAAAACCUGAUUUUCACUACGCUAUGAAUGGAAAAGAUGCAUUAAUAAUUUUCAAUAAAAUAGUUGAUAAAUUUAAAGAAAUUUACAGUGAAGAUAAAAUUAAAAUUGGAUCAUUUGGUUCUCAUAUGGAAUUACAGCUUGUAAAUGAUGGUCCUGUGACAAUCUGUUUAGAUGAAAAAUCACAAAAAUAA